Messenger RNA from Saccostrea echinata, 989 nucleotides. Its product is annotated as cyclin-Q-like. Gene Ontology annotation, biological process: regulation of transcription by RNA polymerase II. Gene Ontology annotation, molecular function: cyclin-dependent protein serine/threonine kinase regulator activity. The coding region runs from base 78 to 773 and encodes 231 amino acids. Lineage: Eukaryota; Metazoa; Mollusca; Bivalvia; Ostreida; Ostreidae. The transcript is spliced from 6 exons. The record is from RefSeq and is a predicted model, not a curated record. Gene Ontology annotation, cellular component: nucleus.
GCGUACAGUGUGUCCAUUUCUAGAAAAGUAGCAUGUAAAACUUUUAAAAGACAUUUUCACGGCAUUUAAUAAAGAGAAUGACUGACACAGAGGCCAAGGUUCAUUUUCGAGUCAUCCGAUUCAUUCACGAAGCUGGAUUACGGCUUCAAAUGACCUCUGUUCCAUUAGCUACAGCCUCUGUCAUCUACCACAAGUUCUUCAGGGAGAAUUCCCUCCAGCAGUAUGACCCAUAUCUGAUUGCGACCACAGCGUUAUAUUUGGCCGGGAAGGCAGAGGAACAACACAUCAAAAUAAGGGACAUUGUCAAUGUCUGUUACAGGGCAUUGCAUCGCAGUAAGCCCCCGCUGGAGAUGGGGGAAGCCUUCUGGUCUCUGAGAGACACAGUGGCCAACUGUGAGAUGUUUGUUCUCAGAAUGCUGCAGUUUAAGAUCUCUUAUCAGCACCCACACAAGUACCUUCUUCAUUAUCUCAAGUUCCUGAAGGAUUGGUUUGAACCAUAUAAGUGGGAGACAACUCCUAUAGCUCGAACUGCAUGGACAUUUCUGAAGGACAGUUACCAUGGUAAUUUGUGUCUACGUCACAAGCCCCAACACAUUGCAGUGGGGUUAAUCUACAUGGCCCUGCAAUGUCACGGUGUUGAGGUGCCACUACAGAGCAAUGUGGCUGUGCCAUGGUGGAAGGUGCUCACUGACGACAUCACUGAUGAUAUCAUUAAAGACAUCAUAGAAGUUGUUAUAUGGACAUAUGACAUAGAAACUAUGGCAACGACAUGAGGAACUUGUACAAGAGGGGAGAAUGCAUUGUGCGUGUGAAAGGGAAAUCUGAAGAUCAUUUGUUAUUGACCUGUCCAACUGUUCAACAUGUUCAUAAUGUUUACCAUGCAACAUCAUUGAACUGAACUAAAAGGAGUUCAUCUUGGAAAGACAUUUUAAAAAUCUUUUUAGAAUAAGUUUUUUCUGUAAUAUGGAAGUAAAUGUGACAGUUUUGUU